This is a messenger RNA of Tremella mesenterica DSM 1558, 606 nucleotides long. RefSeq lists its product as uncharacterized. The record is from RefSeq and is a predicted model, not a curated record. The transcript has a single exon. The coding region runs from base 1 to 606 and encodes 201 amino acids. Lineage: Eukaryota; Fungi; Basidiomycota; Tremellomycetes; Tremellales; Tremellaceae.
AUGUCGACCAGUUCUCCCAUUCAAUCAAGCAGGAGAGGCUGUAAUACCAUUGAACCGUUCCGCAACGGCACUGCUGCUACAAAGACGAGAAGAACAUCAAAAACCUCACCCUCUGCACGCCCACCGAGCCAUCCGAGUUAUCACGUGAAAGAGCCCGGAACCCAUGAUUCAUCAUCGACGUCAAAGCGUCCUACAGUCCCCUCAGGGAUGACUCGGGCGCCCUCGACAGGCUUUUUGGAACAGAUGGGCACCGGUGGGCCUCAAUCGUACGAUCCUCUUGACCGUCAAUUCCUCCCCUACUACAAUCCGUUAGUCCCCCAAAACUCGUCCGGCCUUUCGGCGGCUCAGACCAGCCGACCGGGAUACCCUUUCACCAUGUCGACUGAUUCUCAUCCGGCCGAUGGUUCGCCGCCAUCCUCUAUAAAUGCACAAGCCUUGGCUGAGGACUUCGUGCUUAUUCCAAAAUCGUUACUUUCCUCGCCAAUCCCCACCGCGCCUCUGAACAAUUCAUCAGGCUCCAGCGUUCAUGUGCCCGACACCCAACCUCUUGAAAUCGUGAGAGGCGUCCUCAGAUUCAUCAGCCGUGGAAGCUUUGGGGUUCGAUGA